AUGGUAGGUGUGUUUAAAGUCCUACCGGUCGUGGCAUCUGGUUACUGGAUCAGGCCCAACUAUGCUAAGAUGGACCCGAAUGCGACCUACCAUGGUCAGGAGGGUGUGUUCAUCCCACACAUUGAGGGUAAGCCGCGGUAUGACGCGGCUGCUAUGGUGCCGCAGAUGACGACCACACAAUUGGCCACCGCGACGCCGACGACCACGACUAAACUGGCGACCCUGGUGUCCUCGGUGGCCGCCACGACCACGCACUUCGAGACAGUGCCUACGACCACCACGGCUCUGGCCACCACGCAGCAAAAGACGACCAAGACCAGAGCAGCCACCACCACCACGCAACUAUACACCGAAUUGCAGACUGACCGCACCAAGCCAGCGAAACAUACCACGGGGGCGACGACGACGACAACGGGUUUGGCCACGCAAACGGAUAAGGGCGCGAAAACGGAGAAGAGCGCAAAAGUGGACAAGAAAGCGCAAAAGGUGGAGAAGAACACAACUACCGGUCUACAGACCAGCGCCAGCACGGGGGCGGCCAAGGGACUGUUCGGCCGAACCAAGACCAACGGCCAGACCACAACGGACUUGGCCACGGUCGCGGCUCGUUCGACCGCGACCCCGACGACUACAGGCCUGGCGACUACGGGCCAGGCAUCCAAGGGCCAAGCGGGCAAGGGCUUGGUGGGUAUGCGGGACGUGGCGAGUGACACGACUACAGGACUGGCGACGACCAAGACUGCAACGACCACCAAAACUGCGGCGACGACCACGACAACAAGACUGGUGACCGCCAAACACGAGCAGCCGAAGAAGGGGUUGUUGAGUAGGCUGACAGGGGGCGGCGGCAGCAGCCACACGGGGUUGUUCUUUUCGAACAUACCGCGGCAGGCGGAGAACCUGCCGUCGCUGCACAAGAAGGGUGGAAACGACAUUACGGUGUACCGUGAUGAGCCACUGAUGAUCGGAGUCUGGUCGGAGGACAAGGACAAGUACCUCGAGCUCGACGGCCCGACGGUGGACGUGUUGAAGGCGAAUACAGGUGUUGCACGCGAGUCGUUCGUCGAGCUUAUCCCGCGAGGGGCCGUGGGCGACGUGAAGCACUACAACGUGUCGCUUUCGAACUACGACCGGACAGAGCAGCACGCGUUUCCGCUGACGCUGCAUCUGGCUGAGUCGCGUUCGGCGAAGCUGGGCAGUCUUACUGUUAAGCCGGGACGACUGGAUCCGUCGUUUAAUCCGAACUUGUUCGACUACAAGAUCCGAGUGCCGGAGAAGGCCCACUCGGUGCACCUGGACUUCAAGACCUGGAACGACCGCGACGCGAAAUGUACACUCGACGGCAGCAAGUGGUUCACGGCCAAAGGCUCGGUCUCGGUCUCGGUCCCGAGUGAUGCCCCGAACGCGGCACCACUCACGUUAUCAUGUCUAUCGGCGGAUGGCAGCGUAUCGCAAGACUACAACUUGAGCAUGGUGCCGCAGCGGGGUGGGGAAACGUUGUUGAGCGAUUUGGAGGUGUAUGGAGCUGACCUGGCGGAGCCGUUUGACCCCAACAAUCACGGCCCAUAUCGCGCGGACUUGGUGAAGGGCGCAGCCAAAGACCAGGGCAUCGAGUUGGGCUGGGCGCGGCUGAAGCUGGGCAAGGUCAACCCGAACGCCGUGGUGACGGUUAAUGGCAAGCCGGUGGAGGGCGACAUGAGCGGCUGGAUCCGGAUCCCGCGCGGAGACAAGAAGAGCGUGGACGUGUCGGUGAGUACGCCGGAGAACCCGGUCGCCGAGCAGUACCAGGUGGUGCUCUCCAGACAGGGAAACCGCUCCUACCUUUCGACGGAGGAGGGGCUGAAGGCGAGCAAUUGGUUAGGCUGGCUGAGCUCGCUUAGCUCCACCCGGAACGCUGCUUAUGUCCUAAAUAACAAUAAAGUCCUGGACCUGCUUUCCACCUAUGGACAUUCGACCGCAAACAACGAGGUUUACGCCGACUUCGCGACCGGCUUCCACCUCUGGAACGCACAACCCGGGCACUGCGGUAGCACGUGGCUCAAACUGCGCGAUGCCAAUGGUCAGCUCAUCGACUGUGACGAUAUCGACUUCGACAGUGCCAUCGGCGAUGCGUUGGUGGAGCAAGAUGCGAAGGUGCCCGACGCAAAAGCCGAACUCGAUGGCGAUGGCAGGUGGAGCCUGAACCUCAAUGCCCCCAAGCGGAAGUUGAUUAGUAUUUCUGCGAGCGACCGCGAACAGCUUAAACAGAAUUUGGAUACACAGUUCCGUGCGCGGGAAAAUCUCUUCUACUACUCCUCGACCCUGACGGUGGUGGCGGCAAUUGUGGCAGUGGCGCUGUCAACUUAUGGAGUCAUCUACGCUGCUAUGCUGCGAGACCCCGAAACGGGUACGAUGCGUGCUGAUUAUCCAGCUGUAUUACAUCCAGGACGUUUCUUAAGCUUCGUGCUUGACUUUGCCUUUGUGGGUUUCGUCAGUGGUGCGUUCGGGUUGCUUUUCUGUUCGAAGGCGACCGUGUCAGGCGUGAGCGUGUUUGGUGUGCACUUGAGCAAGGCGUUGUUGAAUGCUUUGAGUGUUGUUGUCCUAAUGUUGGCGGUAGGCUACAUUGCUUUGGGCUCGGCGGCGCUGGCCAAUGUGGCGGACAAGGUGGGUUAUUCUGCGCAAUUCUGUGAGUACCACGACCUCGUCAUGUCGCACGGACGGGCCAUCCACACUCCCCGGUGGUGCCAGAACAUCCCCAUUCUGCGCCGACUUUGUGCCGUGAAUGUGGACAGUGUCGUGCCCCUCAAGAGCGCCAGCGUACCCGGUAGCACAGCCGUGAGCUUCACCGAAGUACAAGCCCCUGAGGCGAACGCGGCAGACGGCACUGAGUACUCGUAUCAGAAGUUGUACGUCGCCGGCGACAAGUACGCCGCUGAAGAUGGCCCCGAGUAUAGUCAUGAACGCAAGGCCGUCCAGGUCGCCGUGAAUGACUUCCUCUACAACGACCAGGCGACCAACUACGACGGCCGUAACCAUACUCUCUACGGCCGCUAUCCCGAAGCUAAGUUCGGCGAGACUCAGUUCAAGCUUCAGAACCCAUACGGCUACCCCGUAUACUUCAACGCCGACUUGCAGAUCCAGCACCUGACUGCCCUCAUGCAACUGGUAGACGACUUCCGCUUCUGGGCACCACGCAAAAACUGCUGCUUCCCCGCCAGCGACAACAUACGCAACCUGCUCAGCUCCGCUUCGCGCGGGUUGUACAUGGACUGGGCCAUUAACCGGGGUUUGCUAUUCGUCGCGCUUGGCCUGUUCGCCUUCUUCAACCGGUCUGCCUCCCUGCUACCGCUGUACGUACUCACCUUCUUCUCUUUCGCCUCCGCCAUGAUCCGGCUCCCAACUACUUUUUACUCGGCCAAUGCCAAGUUCGAGCUGGAGUCGCGAGUGCGCGCGCAGGAACAACAGGAAGUGGAUGCCGCUAUCGCAGCCACUCGCACGGCCGAGAAGAUCUGGCCAUUCACUGAGCCGGGCUUCAUGGAUCGUUUCCGAGGCAUCGUAAGACGCAAAGAAGACGCGCGCUGGUUCGGUCUCUACUCCCUUUUCAAUCGGAACCCGUUGGAGACAGAGGAGGAGGCAGGCGCAUUGCAGCAACUCUAUCACUCACAGGGAGCCUACCAACUGCGUGAGGUGCUCUUCACUCCUUGCGGCGCGGACAUUGGGCUCUUCCUCCUGGGGUUGGUGCUUAUAUUGGGGCGCUCGACUUCAGGUCGCGCUCAACUGGUGCCUGGCGUGUUCGCGAUCUUCCUAUGCGCCGUAAUGCUCUUCUGCAUCAACUUCCGCUCCCUUCAAAGUUUGUGGCAGAUCGGGCAAGACUCGCUGGACGAGUGUCUUCAAAAGGCGACGGAAGCCGCAAUUCACGUUAACGAUGCCCUUACUGGGCCGGGUGGACUCGGUGCCUGUCUGCCAUAUUACGCACAGCAAUGCGUAAAGACUCUCAAAGGCGACCCGACGGCGAACUUCCACUACCCGAGGGGUCCGGUAGCCGUACGAAAUUUCCCAGUGUCCGAUGUGGCCGUAGUCAGCAAUGAAUUAGGACUUCAGUUCCCAGGUAGGAUCGGUCGUUCAGAUCUCCAGCACUUGGCUACAGUCCCAGAUGAAAAACGAUUGAGGUUGUACAAGACAUUGGUGGUGCAUGGCGGCCUAGCAGGUGCUCGAGCAGAGUUAUAUCGCUCGUUACCUGUACAGGUACCAUUCUGCAAGCUCUUCCACGAGGACGGUGCACCGGCACUGAAUCCAAAUGCAGACUUCGGUCCGCUUGUAGCAACUAUCCAGGUCGUGAACCAUACCUUACGCGCGAACAACGCAGGUCUCAGCGCCACUGACAAAAAUGAACACGACUCUUUCCUCUCUCUAUACGCGCAAGAGGAGUUCCUGCCCACCCCCGGAAAAGUGCUACUCCGCAAGGAGGGGCACACCUAUUCCGUCCGUUUCGAUGCGAACCAGCAACGUUUGACGGUGCGUGGUCCGUCUAUCGUGGCUAAUAAGACCUACACCCUCCGUACCUCUAAGACUGGUAGUCAUGCCCGCAAGGACAUGUACAUCAACGGUCGCAAUCCUGACGACUCGGUUUCCUCAGGCUCUGCCACGCUGCAUCCGGCACCCGCCAAGGCUGCCGCUGGCGUCGCCACCUGCGAAGCUCCCGGAGCCCUUAGACUCGCCGUACCACCUGAGCACACGCCCUGGAUGCACAAAACCUUCCUCGUGCGACCUACACGCGAACCGAACGCAACUGCGUUCGAGAUCGACCCCGAAGAAAUCAAGGUGUACUACGACAAGGACUGUGGUGAGCUCUACCUUCGUCACGAGGAUCUGACGGCUGACCAGGAGUACGAGGUCGAGUGGUUCGUGUAUCCGGAUGCACCUGAGCCAGUUGAUGCUAGCGCACGUGCUGACGAAAACGGGGCCGUACAAUUCGACGUCGAGCCCGAAAUGCCCGACCUGCGAUCCUGGAUGGUUUUGAGAGAUGAGAGCGGCGCUGUCGUGGACAUCGACCCGGCUAUGACAGAUGCUUAUCAGUUCUUCUUCCCUGAGGCGAAGCCGAGUGUGUGGCAAACACUGACAGGACAUAUGGCGGCCCUCGCCUCUAUGAUACGAGGAGGGGACAAGGAGGCCGAGGCCAUGGAGGAGCCGAUUCCGUGCACCGUCGUGCAGUGUGUCAACCCGCUCCAAAAGGUGUAUCGGGUCGACCCGAACUUUGGGGAGGGUUUGAAGAUACUGAACGCGCGCAUCCAUGAGUUCCGUGCCCGUCAGCGUGCUUGUGAAGUGAAUGAAAACAUCGCCAGUCUUUGGCCCACUCUCAUGAAGGCUACCGACUACCUUGACUUCUGGAAAGCCCGUGGAGUCGAUGCAACCGACGCGUUUGGCAAUCUUAUCGACCCGCUUGCGGAACCUGCUCAUGUCGAGGCCUUCCACAGCCAUUUGCAACGGAUCGCGGAGGGUGAGAACGACCUGAGACGUACUUUGUCGCAGUUGCUGGACGAGAAGGUAGAACAGCUCACAACUCAAAUUGAGGCGGUGCGUGUAUGGAUGCGUGCUUACGAAGACCCGUUGCUACAUACGGCACAAUUGCAGGCGGAUUUGAACGACUGGUCGAUGCACCCAGAUGACGAUGGAAGUGCGUCUUCGGCUCAGUUGGUAUUACAAUCGCAGAAGGCGUUAUACAGUGCGCGUCUUAGUGGUUUCUUCUACCCCUGCAAUGUGCCGGACGCGUUGUUGAGUAAGCGGCCCAACCUUGCAGCACAGUUCCGCGUCUGGUCUAACAUUCUGCAGAGCUGGUUGUUCGCGGAAGAAGGUGUGGAUGUAGGUCACGCCGAGACUCGGUUGCGUGUCAGUGCGGUCGUGCGCGACGUAAUGCAAGCGCUGAAGUUUACAUUACACGCGAACGAGAAGGGCGCGAGGAACCAGUACAGGUCGGUGCUGCAUUACGUAGUGGGUUCGCACACUCUCCGGGGCACGGACGCGACGUGGAAACCGGAUGGGCUCAAGGCGCACACGGCUCUUGUGCGGAUCUGGACCGAAGAUGAACAGACGGGUACGGCGGACUUCAGCAAGUACCCCGAGUGGUUGCCUUGCUUGCUCCGGCUUACGCCAGGCGCCCUCCAAGUAUUGCUGCCCAACGGUGACGAUUUAGUCCGACCGGUAUCCGGGAACUUGGCGUUCCCGUGGCAGAAGAGUACGGGACUGUACGUGCCGUUGCACGCCUUCCACAAAUUUGAGUUGGUAGAAAAAGCGGAGGAGCCGUAUGCUGGCGAGAGCGGCGAGGGGUCCCGAGAGGAAGACGGAAACGUGUUGCUGCGCUUCAUGACGACGAAGCUUGUGUGUCGAAAGAACCAGAGAGAUGGUGUGCCCGACGCUUAUGCGCGACGUGUUGAAGACGACCAACUGGGCAACGAGAUCUGCUUCACGGACGCCUCGGGCCAACGGCGUAUGCGCUACCGCCUUAUGCUGGGGCACUGCGUGAGUCGAGAGCAAGCACUCGCAUAUCCACAAGGCGAGGUAGACCCGACGCUUUCGAGCAGCGAGGUGAACGUGUACCCACUUUCCUUCAGAAUGGCACCAGCAUUUGCGGAGCAAUGGCGUCGUGCUAUUGUCAUGGCACAGCUGGACACGCCACACGACCACUUGUUUGACGCGACAGUGGACGAACCCGAAACUAAUCGCGAACCGGAGGAGGACCAGGCAUCUACGAUUAUUGAUCCACCGAGCGAGGAGUCCGACCCGGUCGUGAUUCCGGAGAUUGUGCCGGAGCCGGUUGUGGUUGAGGAUCCAGAGCCGGUCGAGAUUCCGGAGCCAGUGAUAGUGCCGCCACCACCGGAGAGUAUUUCGGAGUCUAGCUUGUCGGAGCAAUCUCGCUCGGUAGAGUCGAACCCCGAAGGCAUCUCGCUCUACGAAGGGCCGAUCACGAACAAUAAACUGCACGGUGAGUGUGUCAUUCGUGAUGAAGGCGGCCGCGCCGUCUACGAAGGUCCGCUCUCGCAAGGGCUGCGUGAAGGUCGCGGUAAGGUAGGGUUCACGGACGCGUACGGCACCCAAUGGACGUAUGAGGGUGAGUUGCGGGGUGACGAGACAGGCGGAAAGUGUGUGGUUUCGCUUGCGGAUUCAACGGCUGUGGCGAAUGUUACAGACCGUUACACACUUGUAAGUUACACGGGUACGGUGAGUGCACCGCCCAAGAAACGACGGUCGAUGCUGUUACCAGAGGAAGUGGAAUGUCUGUUGCAUAAUAAGCCAUUAAUGAGGGAGGAGGUGUAUGAUAAGGGUAGUCUUCCAAGCAAGAAGAAGGUGCUGGAGUUGGUCAAGAGUGUGUAUGCCCGUCCGGAGUCUUAUGGGUACCGGCUGACCGCAGACCGAUUCGCGGUGGCGGAUGUGUUACAAGACAAGUACUUGUUGGAUGCGGCGCGGGAUGGUGACUGUCCGCCCUCACGGUUCUUGCAAACUUUCUUGCCGUACGCCUGUGCCUGGCAAGACGAGACCACCUUGCUACGAGCAUCUCCGGAAGGCGAGUGGCGUUUCGUGGACGGCUCUGUGUUCAAGGGAGCAUUGGAAGGCGGCAAGCCGACCGGCAAGGGUGUGUACAACCAUUGGCCAACAAACACAUUGUUCGAAGGCAACAUGCGGAACGGGUUGCCAGAUGGUGAGGGUACGUUGGUGACGGGCGACAGCAAGAAGCGUGCCGUCUAUCGUGGUUCCUUGAUCCAGGGCGCACGCGAGGGCCAGGGGACGUUGACCACGCACGACAAGAAGGCUACGGUCAAGGCUGUCUGGAACCAAGACAAGUUGGGCACCGGCCCUGUCUCGGUCGAGUUGGAUCCGAGUCUCAUGUCGCAGUUGGACGUGCCCUUCACCAAGUUCGAAGGUUACGUGCGCGACGGAGUGCCAGAAGGCGAAGCGACCAUGUCGUAUGAGAACAAACGGACCUUCAAGGGACAAGUUAACAACGCCAUCCGUGAAGGCAAGGGUGAAAUUCGGGACGAAAGUGGCAACCUUGUCAUCGAAGGCAAUUUCCACGACAACUCGCCUGAAGGCCUUGUUCGAUUCGCCAAAUAUCCAGACGGGCUCGUGUACAAGGGCGAGAUGUCGAAGGGCGCUCGUCAAGGCAUGGGUCAUCUGUUCGACCCGAAGACAGAUCAAGUCGUGUAUGAAGGCACCUGGGCUAACGACGUGCCGCAUGGCCGCGGUGUGUACCGAGCUGCUGACGGCGAAUACGAAGGCGAAUUCAAGAACGGAAAACGCCACGGAAAGGGACGCUUCACCUUCAAAGAGAAGCCGCUCGCGAACGGCAAACAGCGUAUGUACGAAGGCGAUUGGAGCAACGACCUACCUCACGGAGUUGGCAAAUACACCAACGACGACGCGCUCGAAUGUGUUUAUCGUCUCGAAAAAGGAGAGAUCGUCAGCAGCUCUGUCAACAGCUACGCUCCCACUUGCGGGAAGGCACCUGCCGUCUCAAGCAAACCUACUGUGCAGCCUACCUCAUUCAAACCCUACUCAGACCGUGACCUCCCGUGGAAGAAAGCCAAACAUGCGUCCAUCGGAAAUGUCCUCCAAGUACUCACAGAUAACGCACCCACCUGGAACGACACCGCUGGCAAAUCCGCCACAUUCAUUGACCCCACCCGGGUCGUCCCACUCCAACGCAUCUCUUCCGACUAA
Messenger RNA from Gregarina niphandrodes, 8691 nucleotides. RefSeq names its product MORN repeat protein. The transcript has a single exon. The record is from RefSeq and is a predicted model, not a curated record. NCBI's taxonomy places the organism in Eukaryota, Apicomplexa, Conoidasida, Eugregarinorida, Gregarinidae. Bases 1 to 8691 code for a protein of 2896 amino acids.